AUGGUUAUGAAGUCGAUCAAAACACCCCCAGUCCCUCUUAUCUCCCCAGACAACAAGCUGACUCUGGUCCAGGAGAACAAGACAUGGGAUGAGGCCCUGGAGUACUGCAGACAGAACCAUGUCGACCUGGUGUCUGUCCACUCCCAGAAGAUCCAGGACUGUGUCCAACAGAGAGCUAGUAGGGCCUCCACUGUCCACGUCUGGCUGGGUCUGCGCUACCCCUGCACCCUGGACUUCUGGUUCUGGGUGAGCGGAGUAGGCAGUGGAUACCAGGAAUGGGCCCCUGGCCACGGGUUCAGAAGUGAGGAGUGUGGGAAGACUGGGGCCGUACAGAGAGACAACGACUGUCAGUUGGUCGCCAGGCCGGAGACGGACAAGCUCAACUUCAUCUGCACAGACUCUAAGGAUGCCCCCAAAGAUGACGUGUGUGUAGAUCUGGAGCCGGUCGUGGUUCGCUGGGAUUCUUGUAAGACCUCCCACUCUACUCUGGCAUCACAGUACAUUUACAUUGGAAAACAUCUACAUAUAAAUUGCUAUGCUUAAUGUAUGAUAACUUUUUUUUUAUAUAUAUGUAUAUAUUCU
Coregonus clupeaformis (lake whitefish) is the source of this 582-nucleotide messenger RNA. RefSeq names its product snaclec convulxin subunit beta-like. The coding region runs from base 1 to 543 and encodes 180 amino acids. NCBI's taxonomy places the organism in Eukaryota, Metazoa, Chordata, Actinopteri, Salmoniformes, Salmonidae. The transcript has 3 exons. The record is from RefSeq and is a predicted model, not a curated record.